GACUCGGGCAACCUUUUCUUCACUAUAUCAGAUGUUGCUACCUUUACUGUGACACUGUGUUUUCCAUUUAGAUUUCCAACCCAACCCAGACCAAUUCCUUCAGCGACACUGCUGUCUGUGCUGUCGCCCGGUUCUCCUACUACAUAUACAAUCUUCUUCUUCCUCUCUUACUUAAUUAAACAUAGCAUGAGCAGAGAGGAAAUGGUGGUUGUGUAACCAAAAGGGACAAUGGUUAAGCAGACUCAGGACAAGACAGUCUCGAAUACAGCAGGAUCAAGGGCCGCGAAAGAAGACCAAUUGAGAAGAUCCGCCUUCCUCUCUAAUUCUAUCCCAAAAGCGCCAGCUGAAAAUGGACGAUCAAGCAGUAUGGUCAUUAAGAAAGUCCAUACCGUUAUUCCUGCACACAUCGUAGCAGAGGCCAUAUCAACACUCCGCGGGCUUGACCUCAGAUGGUCGGGGCCUAUCACCCCGACAGAGAUGCAAUACGUUGAGCAAUACGUUCUGGCGAAGUACCCUCAAUACGCAGGGCUAGUUGAAGGGAAAACCAUAGAUCUCUCCAGUCUCUGUAUCAGCGAAGAAUCAUCUGAACCCACACUUGAUGAUAAGAAAAAGUCACCUCGGGGUGGUGUUAGUGUUAGAGAACCCACCACGCCAUCCUAUGGAAGCAGCCACCCAGACCUGGACAGGACCCAGCUGGAGCCAUCAAGACUGCAGGAGAUCCUCGCCACAAAGUCCUCCUUCCCGGGGAGUUUCAUCUCGAUCCCUGAAAUUCAAGCCAGGAAUAAAGUUCUGAAGCACUGUGGGUUACCGGUUGACGAUGAUUAUCUGGUUCUCUUCGCUCCAAGCUACAAGGAUGCUAUGAUGUUAGUAGGGGAGAGCUAUCCUUUCUUCAGGGGCAACUUCUACAUGACUAUCAUCAAGGAAGACGGGGAUUACAUAAAAGAGUUUGCAGUGUACAAGGAAUCAAAAGUGAUUUCUGCACCAGAGACAUGGUUGGAUUUGAGGAUCAAGGGAUCGCAACUCAGCCAGUAUUUCCGGCGCAAGUGCAAGCACAGUCCCAAGGGCCUGUUUUCGUACCCAGCGGACGUGAAUGGGACUCGUUACUCCAUGCACUGGGUUUCAGAAGCCCACAGGAACUCAUGGCACGUGCUCCUGGAUGCAACCGCAGUGGUCGUAGGGGGGGAUCAGUUAAGUCUAGCACUUCACAGGCCUGACUUUGUUUUGUGCAAUCUUGAUAAUAGGUCUGCUACUCCUUCAAGGGUCAUCACUUGCCUUCUAGUCAGGAAAAAAUCUUUUGAUACUUCACUUCAGUAGAGAGAGAGAGAGAGAGAGACCUAUCAAUUCUCAAAAGGCAUAUAUAUAUAUAUAUAUAGUUGCAUGCAAUUCACAAUAUAUACACAUUUAAUCUGGUUAUAGCAUAGCACACAUGUAUAUAACAUUGCCUGCAAUUUUGGCCCGCGUCCAAAGGAUGACAAUAUAUAUCAGACAGAAUAUCAGCA
Punica granatum (pomegranate) is the source of this 1499-nucleotide messenger RNA. The record is from RefSeq and is a predicted model, not a curated record. NCBI's taxonomy places the organism in Eukaryota, Viridiplantae, Streptophyta, Magnoliopsida, Myrtales, Lythraceae.